UAUUUCUGGGAUGUAACCUUUGUGCCCGUGUUUGGUUGUCUAUUUCUGUCUGCGCUUCUUUCCAUAUCUAAAUUUAUUUCUUUAGAUAAAUAGUUGUUGCAUACAAAUCUUUAUUGCAAAACCCAUUGUCAAAGAUCACCCAAGAAAAUCCCAAUUCAAUCUGGUAUGACAAUCUCUUUAAUUAAUUUGGUGCCAUUUGGUCAACAAACUUGGCUUUAGGAGGACUACGGAUAUCCUCUUUUCCUGAUAUUAUUAUUACCUCAGCAAUUGUUACUUUUCUGCCUGAUCCACUCACAGUACGAAGCUCUAAGCUACUAGUUAAAUGCUGAGAAAUGGAACAGAGAGUAUUGGCGAAUGUUCUACUUCAACUUCAGCAAGCAGUCAGCAAGAUAUUGAGGAUGACAGGAUGAUAGCUGUUCUAUUGACCGAAGAGUAUGCCAACUUAGAUAACGCAGUUGGUCGACGACUGUCCAAUUUGGCACCUAUUGCUCAUGUUCCGCGUAUAAAUACCUACAUUCCCAACAUAAGUGAUGCUAGUAUGGAUCACCAAAGGCUGCUAGAGAGGCUGAACGCCUAUAAUUUGUUUGAAGUAAAGGUCUCAGGGGAUGGAAAUUGCCAGUUUCGUGCAAUUUCGGAUCAGCUUUAUAGGUCCCCUGAGUAUCACAAGCAUGUUCGCAAGGAGGUAGUAAAACAGCUCAAAGAAAACCGUUCUUUGUACGAAGGCUAUGUCCCAAUGAAGUACAAAAAGUAUUACAAGAAAGUUGCCAAAUCGGGGGAAUGGGGGGACCAUGUUACUUUACAAGCAGCAGCUGAUAAGUUUGCAGCAAAGAUCUGUCUUUUGACUUCAUUCAGAGAUACUUGUUUUAUUGAAAUUGUUCCUCAGUAUCAGGAAGCUAAAAGAGGCCUGUGGCUGAGUUUUUGGUCUGAGGUGCAUUACAACUCACUGUAUGAAAUUCAAGCUGCUCCUGUGCAGCCAAAGCCAAAGAAGAAGCACUGGUUGUUCUAGACGGUUAUAUUCUGCGGAGUGUGUUUUACGAAAAGAUUACUUCAACAUUAAUAUAUGACUUUUACUAAGAUAUACAUGAACUAGAUGAUCGAAAUAUAGAAUGUACUGUACAGUUUUGUAUGAUAGUUUGAGUUCAGAUUGUUUUUGCA
Molecule: messenger RNA, 1155 nt
Organism: Daucus carota subsp. sativus
Lineage: Eukaryota; Viridiplantae; Streptophyta; Magnoliopsida; Apiales; Apiaceae
Product: OVARIAN TUMOR DOMAIN-containing deubiquitinating enzyme 12
Exons: 11
Coding region: 323-1006 (227 amino acids)
Biological process (GO): protein deubiquitination
Molecular function (GO): cysteine-type deubiquitinase activity
Source: RefSeq, a predicted model, not a curated record